Rhizophagus irregularis DAOM 181602=DAOM 197198 is the source of this 890-nucleotide messenger RNA. Lineage: Eukaryota; Fungi; Glomeromycota; Glomeromycetes; Glomerales; Glomeraceae. The record is from RefSeq and is a predicted model, not a curated record.
AUGUCACUUUCGGAUUUGUUGAAUUCUUGGACUACAAAGAAAAAUGUUGUUGUUGUUUUGAUUCAAAUGAGACAGUUUAUUUUCAAUGAAAUAUUUGAAGAGGUUUGGAUUCCACGGUGUUCGCACCUGAAGGAAUUUGAACGUUCGUUAGGGUUGACUAAAAAGAAAAAAUUAAAGUUUAAAAGAGUUCGUUCAUUACCUAAUAAUAAUAGUAGUAAUAAUAAUAUUAUUCAUUAUGAUUCUUUAGAUAGGUCAAUUUUACUUUCUUCUGCAGGGCGGGCUUCAACUUACCAAGUUUUGGCUAGUGUAUGGGAGGUAGUGGGGGCAAAGGUAUCAUUUUUGGAUAAAGAAAAAUUUGACCAAUUUCUUAAAAUGGAAAUUGUUAUUCAGGAGCAAAAAGAAGGUGAUUCAGGUGUAGUGUUUAAUGUGAAACUUCAACCUACCCCAUUGAAGACUGAGAAGGUGCCUACUACAAAUGAUAAGAAUAGUGAUAUGUCACAAAAUUCCAAUAGUAGUACAAUUCAAGUAAUCGACAUUCCUGCGUAUAGGCAGGUACGCGAAAUUCGUGAGUCCUUUGAAGAUCUUGGUGAAAUUGAGAAAAUUUAUACACGAGGUGCUGGUCUUUACCAAGUUGCUUUCAUUACGUAUAAAGAUGCGAAUUCUAUUGAUUAUUUCAAUGAACAAUGGAGCUAUCAUAUUAAUAAAGACAUAGUUAGAGUUUUACCCCUGUUAUUGAGCAAGGAGGAACGCGAGAAAAGGAAGCAAUUCUCGUUAAGAUUAUCAGGUUUACAUUAUCAAACUAGUGGUUAUGAUCUUAAGGAAGUUAUGACACAAUGUAAAGGGAAAACUUGUUUCAUCCCAGCUGUUAUGAUUCGUGGUAAAUAUCAAAG